AUGGACGACAGCCAGAUGCCUACUCCAAACGACACGCCCGAGAAGGCCUCGGACUCUCUCGAGGGUUCUGUCCCGGCAAGCAUCCCAACAUUUGCGAGUUUCUAUGAACCACCACUAUGGCGACCGAGUCGCUCUGUGGGCCUGUCCGAACCAGCCAUGACAUCCUACCGCAUGUCUUGGUCCGCCGUCAGCCAACAAGUCGGGCGCGGCGUGAAAAGCCCAGUCAAUCGCCUCAGGGAUCGACUCAGGAGCCAUCCCGUUCACCCUGCCAUACCCGGCGCUCCGGACGACGAGUCCGCUCAACCUCGCGGGAUACCCGUCACAUUCUCAGUCGACGAUAUUCUCAUUGCAGACGCGCCCGAGGCAGAGUCUCGUCUCGUCUAUCCGCAGUUUGACAGCGUCGAGAGGUAUUACAUAGCCGAGGACGAGACCGUAUACAACGGGCUCUUGCGUGAAGAAGCCAAGCGACUGCACCACUACGUUCAGAACCCCAAUGUUCCCAUCCGGUUUGAUAAUCGGGAUUUCUUUACGACUGGGGACGAGGCCGGCUACAACGCUCUCUCCGCGCUGGCCGACAAGAUCUUGACUGCCAUUUCCCUGUGCAUCCUCGACAACGAGUGCAUCAACGUGCGAUACUGCAAACAGAUAUCCAACCGGAGUAAGCUUCAGAAGCUGAUCCAGCAGGCCCAAGUUGCCGCCGAAGCCGAUAAUGGCGACGAAGAGCUUGCCGAUUCGGCCAAUGGUCACGAUGCCGCUGCCGAGCGUCGCCGUGAACAGGUUGCCUUGUUCGACUUGAUCAACUACGUCUCGGGCGUGCUUGCGAGGCUGAUCACCCAGACGGGGACGGGAAACUUCUGGCAGGCCACGGUCCUUUGCGUGCUCGUCAAGCGUGUAACCAAAAUCAAAGUCUUGCUCCUCGAUCUCUACCCAAAUGCCCGGAUCGCGGCGCAGGGGGGUGAGAGCGCCCUCGACAGCAGCCGGGACAGGGGCUCACUCGUAGCCACCUGGAUCGAUGAGGAAGAGGAGUGCGAAGAAGCUCUGAGGAUCAUCGACGCUGAUACCAAAGACGGUCUCACGUCCGUCGACGAGGCCCGGGUUGCCUCUUACUGCGUCAACCAGAACAAGUUCCGUGGGGGCAUGAGCUCUGCCUUGAGGUCCAUGGUCAUGUCUCUCCGGUGCCUGAAGCGCUCUGGACUCUCAAACACAGCGUACGAGAUAUGCGGGUUAGUCUACGAGACGGGCUUCCAAGGAUUCAAGACGCUUCUCUUUCAGGAUCGGGAUCAGGAGUUCUCUGCAACCUCAGACCUGGACAAUCUCAAUACGGCCGACUCGGCUCUCCGCAUUUUAGAUAAAACGGUAGCCCAACUGCGGGAGCUCCGGACGGGCUGCCUCCUACCCAAUGCCGCCCAGCCGCCCAGGGUCAAGACAUUUAUCGAAUGGACGUAUAAAGUGACGGACCAACGAGGCACCGGGGAGACGGAGACGUGCCGGGGACAGGACGGGAACCCGCUGGAGAAGCUGGCACUCGAGUACAUGGACGACAUCAUCACCGUCAUGGUUCCACUCGCCACGACCAAUCCGAGUCUGGUGUCCGAGUUGAACAACUUCCGGAGCAUUAUGCUCCUCAGCUGCGACAACCAAGAACUCGUUCGCCCAUUCCAGGAAACCAACUUUACCGCCUUCUUCCGCGUGUAUACAAGCACCAUGGAAGAAGAUGCCCAGCCUCGCGGCGUGCUACGUCUCAAGACGGCGUUUGAAGCCGGCACCUUUGAGCGAUGUCGGCUCAUCGACCCGUCGGGCAGCGACGGCAGUUGGCGCUCACAGAGUGCCGAUGUCGACCGGACUCGCAAGUUCGAGCGUCGGCGGCGACUAAUGGAGAGCGAGUGGGUCAUGGACGAAAGAUCCGUCAUCGUCCCCUGUCCGACGUACGUGUUGACCAUCGCCACCGUGGCUGUGGUGCUGGCGGCGGGCGGGCUCACCAUCGGCUUCACCGUCGGCAACCGCAUCGUGGGCGUCGACCCCUUCAACAUUGCCACGUACACGUGGGUGCUGGCGGCGUUUGUGAUUCUCGUCUGCAAGAGCGUGCUCGUCCGGGACUGGUCAUGGAGUGACUUCCUGCACCUCCGCGUCCCCUGCCGCUCCGUGUCGGAACUCGAAGCCGUCACGGGCAUCCGCGAUCAGAUGAUCAUCGCCAAGCUGCUCCACGACGAGAGCGGUGGCGGCAUCCUGGUGACGAGGGGGCCCUACAACUCGGUCUUCCUGCGUCGCUCCAACGAGGGCUUCUCCAUCGACCGGCCCAUCAGCACCACCACCAUGCUCAUGAGCGGACUGAUGCCGCUCAAGGUGGUGACGCCUCGUGGCCAGGCGCUUGUGUGCCUCGACUCGCGCCGCGGAACACGGCUGCGCAUCGUCGGCCACCAGGCCAGCCCCGAGGACCAAUACCUGGUGUGUGAGGACGUGAGCCGUCUGCAGAAGUUGGCAAUGGAGGGGACCAGUGCGCGCGAAAAGGGCAAAUGCGUGCGGCUGCAGCUCCUCCUUUCCAAGGAGCUUAGAUGGAAGCGGGUCCUGGGUGUCUACGACGCAGGGAAUGUAGCCUUCGUGUAG
Hirsutella rhossiliensis is the source of this 2604-nucleotide messenger RNA. RefSeq lists its product as uncharacterized. The coding region runs from base 1 to 2604 and encodes 867 amino acids. NCBI's taxonomy places the organism in Eukaryota, Fungi, Ascomycota, Sordariomycetes, Hypocreales, Ophiocordycipitaceae. The transcript is spliced from 2 exons. The record is from RefSeq and is a predicted model, not a curated record.